AUGCCUGCAACCACGAAUGGUAGCAACGGGCACGGAGGAUCUGCUCUGUGCAGUGUUGACGAGUUUGUGUCCAACGAGUAUGACUAUAUCGUUGUAGGAGGCGGAACCGCUGGGCUCUGUGUCGCAGCAAGAUUGACAGAGAAUCCAGAUGUCAAAGUUGGAGUCAUCGAGGUUGGGAAGAACCUCAUGGACGAUCCUCAGAUCUCCACUCCAAGCUUAUAUCCAACUUUGAUCGGACGAGAGAAGUACGACUUCUGCUAUGUUUCCGAGCCGGUCGAGACGGCCGGGAACAAAAAGUACUCGAUGCCGCGUGGUCGGGUCUUGGGCGGGUCUUCCGCAAUCAACUAUCUAAUGUAUGUCCGAGGCUCGCGUGGUGACUAUGACGGCUGGGAAUCUCUCGGCAACAAAGGCUGGGGCUGGGAUGGGCUAGUUCCGUAUUUUAAGAAGCAUCAAACACUGGAUCCAGCAGAGAAAGAGCCUCCAAACAAGCAGUUUAUGCCAAAUGGAGCGAUGGAGAAAUACCACGGCACCGAUGGACCCAUACAUACAAGCUUCAAUGACCAUUACGAGCCCUUUGAGAUGGACUUCUGCGAAGCGGCGUAUGAGGUCUCUGGCAAGGAACGAACCUUGGUUGAUGCAUGGAGUGGUGACCACAUGGGCUUCUACUCCAGUUUGGCCGCCGUCGAUCGAUCUUCCGACAAAGGCAAGCGUUCGUACGCCGCCACAGGCUACCUCCGACCCAACCUUGGACGCCAGAAUCUGAAAGUCUUGACUGAGGCGUUGGCCAGCCGUAUUCUGCUGGAGAAAAACACGGCGAUCGGUGUUGAGUUCAUCCAUAAUGGUAAGAAGCAGCAAGUCAGAGCCUCGAAAGAGGUGAUACUAUCUGGUGGUACAAUCAAUAGCCCGCAAUUACUCGAGCUCUCCGGCAUCGGUGACCCUGGAGUUUUGAAAGCAGCGGGAGUUGAGUGCUUGGUCGUCAACGAGCGAGUUGGCGCCAAUUUUGAAGACCACGUCCUUGGUGGCAUGCUUUACGACCUCGCAGAUGGUGUCACAUCGAUGGACGCCAUGCAUGGAGACGAGUACCAGAAGGCCCAACAAGAGCUGUACGAGAAAACCAACGGCGGAGUCCUGGGUAGCCCAGGAAUGCUGAUGGGCUUCGUAUCUUAUGCCUCCAUCGUCGAUAAGGACACACUCGACCAAACAAUCAGCGAAAUCAGGAAGAACUCUUUAGCCAAAACCGACUUCGAAAAGAGGCAAGAGGACGUUGUUGUACGCCAGCUGUCGGACCCGACUUUCGCCAACAUUCAAACCUUCUGCAUUCCAUGCCAGUUAGAUCUCAGCGCAGGAGAGAACCAGGUCAAGUUUUUCUCUGCGCCGCCGACUGGUAAGAAUCGUGUUUCGCUGCUGGUAUGUCUGGAACAUCCUCUAUCGCGCGGCACAGUCCAUAUCAAAAGUUCAAACCCCUUGGAUCACCCUCGUAUCGACCCUGGAUACUUUAGAAAUGCUGCCGAUGCGAAAAUCAUGGCCGCGGGAAUCAAAUGGAUGGAUCAAGUGGCGAAGCGCCCGAUCCUGGCAAAGAGCCUUGGCGAGCGGAUCCUGCCACCACAGAAUGCUAGCAUCGAGACUGAAGAGGAACGGAUCGAGUUUGUCAAGAACCACAUCUCAACCCAGUACCACUUGAUUGGGACCUGCACAAUGGGGGAGGUUGUUGACGACAGGCUGAGGGUCAAGGGCGUAAAGGGCCUGCGUGUCAUCGAUGCUUCGGUCUUCCCUGGUCAUGUCUCCGGCAAUAUCAUGUCGUCGACGUACGCGGUCGCAGAGAAGGGGGCUGAUUUGGUCAAGGAGGAUGACGGACGAUAUUAG
Molecule: messenger RNA, 1863 nt
Organism: Ramularia collo-cygni
Lineage: Eukaryota; Fungi; Ascomycota; Dothideomycetes; Mycosphaerellales; Mycosphaerellaceae
Product: related to alcohol oxidase
Exons: 5
Coding region: 1-1863 (620 amino acids)
Molecular function (GO): flavin adenine dinucleotide binding; oxidoreductase activity, acting on CH-OH group of donors
Source: RefSeq, a predicted model, not a curated record